AUGGGAAAAAAUCUUGGUAUUUAUAUGUCAUUUAGCAAUUCUGUGGUGUUUAAUAGAUUUAGAAAGAAACCAACGGAUGAGGAAAUCGAGAAAUUGGUUAUCGAAGUUAGCGAAUUGAUUGAUAUGUAUUCUGAUCGAUUCGUUAAACAUAUACUUGAUGAUAACAAGAGGAUUAUCUCUGAAAAUUUUUCAAUUUUUAUCAUUACUGGUCAUUCUCCAAAUACAAUCACAAGAUAUAUGCAAUUGUUUCGUGAAUUGGUGGUUAGUACACUUGAAGAUAAGGAGAGUGCUAUCGGUGGUAAAGAUGUGAUUGUAGAGAUAGAUGAGUCAAAAUUUGGU
Molecule: messenger RNA, 339 nt
Organism: Acaulospora colombiana
Lineage: Eukaryota; Fungi; Glomeromycota; Glomeromycetes; Diversisporales; Acaulosporaceae
Source: the annotation of a GenBank genome assembly